Molecule: messenger RNA, 2577 nt
Organism: Aspergillus heteromorphus CBS 117.55
Lineage: Eukaryota; Fungi; Ascomycota; Eurotiomycetes; Eurotiales; Aspergillaceae
Product: Yip1-domain-containing protein
Exons: 6
Coding region: 1-2403 (800 amino acids)
Biological process (GO): endoplasmic reticulum to Golgi vesicle-mediated transport; vesicle fusion with Golgi apparatus
Cellular component (GO): trans-Golgi network; outer membrane
Source: RefSeq, a predicted model, not a curated record
AUGUCCUCGCCACUCUCCGCCGACGAUGAAGAUAUCUUCGAGCGCCUCCAACAACGUGCCGAUCCGAAUGUGCUCGAGGAACAGCAGCAGGCCGUCUAUGAGCGAACGACUGCGAUCUACCAAAAGGCACAGACUCGCCUCGUCGAAUUGAUUGACCAGAACUCCACUUUGCCAUGUGUCAUCUCUUCGGUGCAAGUCACUGGCGCCAGCCAUACCCGUCGAGGCUUUCUGGAGCGGGUUCUCGACCCUCUUUUGAGCAGUAAUCAGAACAGACCCUAUACGCUCUCUGAGGCCUUGCGGGAAAUUUCGGCACGCGCAGACAAGCUCAACAGAUUCGACAUCUUCCACCAGCCCGUUUCAGUGUUUCUAGAUCAAUCGCCGGAAGCAGACGCGCUGUCGGGCAUACCGAACAUCAAUGUGCACCUCGCGGUUAAAGAACAGUCUCGCGUACUGCUCAAGACGGGAACCGACCUCGGAAAUACCGAGGGAUCCGCAUACGGCAAUCUCCUCUGGCGCAAUGUAUUUGGCGGCGCGGAGAACCUGAACCUGAAUGCCUCAAUGGGCACCAGGACAAGGUCUGCCUAUCAGGCCACUUUCGAGACCCCGAUCCUCAGUGAUCCAGACUUCCGCCUGGAACUCGGUGGCCUUGCAAGUGCCACGCAAAAAUCCUGGGCAAGCCAUGAGGAGGUGCUGAAAGGAGGGUGGAGCAAGCUUCGGUGGGCGAGCCCAUCUGGUCACCGCCAUGAGCUUGGCUACAGCGGUUUCUGGAGACAGAUGACUGGCCUCUCCGAGAAGGCAUCCCCUUCGGUCCGAGCUGAUGCGGGCGAUAGUGUGAAAAGCAGUAUCUUCCAUAGUUGGUCUACAGACCGAAGGAAUAGUCCUCUUCUUCCAUCUCGUGGCUAUUAUGCGAGGGCUUUCAAUGAGGUGGCCGGCUGGGGCCCUUUGAAAGGCGAUGUUUCCUUCUGGAAGUCCGAAAUUGAAACACAGGGCGCAAUUCCCAUUCCAAUCCCUGGCAUCGAAGGCGACAGUGGGAUCAGUUUGACUACUGGGCUCCGUGCUGGACUCCUCUAUCCUCUUGGACUCGAUUCUGCUCUCCGGCCUCAGCUCUCUCGCACUAAUGACCGUUUCCUACUUGGGGGGCCCACGGACGUUCGUGGGUUUCGCCUUUGCGGUCUUGGGCCCCAUGACGGAGGAGAUGCUAUUGGCGGUGAUGUAUAUGCUGCCGGAAGUGCCAACUUGCUGCUUCCACUACCCAGAGUCGGCGCGGAAAAGCCUCUACGGCUGCAGGCUUUUGUCAACGGCGGACGGUUGUUACCCCUACGCACGAGGGAGAAGAACACCCCCACGUCUGAUACCGAAGUGAAGGACGCCAUGAUCUCAACGGUUUCGGAACUGGCAAAUGGCCUGCCCAGCAUCGCGGCAGGAGUUGGACUUGUACCUUUGGCCGCAAUGGCCCAGUACUACUCGCAACAACGGCCUUACGAGGUCCAGCCCUCGGCGCAGAAUCUCCAAUUCUAUCCUUCCUCAUAUACUACCGUAUCUGGCCACACAACGCCAUCACAGGCGUCUUACGGCGGGUUUGGCGCUCCGCCCAAUCCAGCAGCUCAGACCUACCCCGUUGGAGGGGUUGGGGGCGGAUAUGGCGGUUUCGGAUCUCCAACUGCGGGGGUCAGUGGAAGGAUGGGCGAGCAGGGAGGAUUGAGGACCGGAUGGCUUGCCGCGUUUGGCACAGAGGGCUAUGAAGGUGAACCGCCGCUCUUAGAGGAGCUGGGGGUCAACUUUGAGCAUAUUCGGACAAAGACGUUGACUGUGCUCAAUCCCUUUGCGCGCAUAGACCAACAUCUCAUGGAUGACAGCGACCUGUAUGGCGCACUUCUCUACAUCGUCCUCUACGGAACAUUCCUCCUGCUUUCCGGCAAGGUCUUCUAUGGCUACAUCUACGGGGUCGCAGUCUUUGGGACCGUUGCUUUGCACUUGAUUCUCAGCCUGAUGUCGCCAGCUCUUGACACAGUCGCUGUGCCCAACGUUGUAGACCCCGCCAAUUACUCCACUCACCACAAACCCUCCAUAUCCGACACCUCUGCUGCCGGUCACUUUUCCGCCACUCUGACCUUCCCCCGCUCAGCCAGCGUUUUGGGUUACUGUUUCCUCCCGCUGGUACUGACAAAUUUAGUGGGGAUUCUGAUUCCUAUGGACACGAUGUUCGGGUACCUACUGACUACUGCGGCCGUCGGGUGGUGUACAUAUAGCUCCUCGGGAAUGUUUUGUGCUGUUGCCCGGAUGCGCGGCAUGAGAGGUCUAGUUGCUUAUCCUCUGGCGCUGUUCUAUGUUGUUUUCGGGAUCAUGGGCAUUUUCUCUUCUCGUGGAAGUGGUACUUUGGCUGCGAAGACUGGUACGGCCUGAUAUAUGAUUCUACCAAACCAAUCAUGACGAACUAUAGCUUCUCUUUCUUUCUCUUUACACCCAAUUUUCCCCCAGUUAUGUCAUUAAAUUGCAUAGUCAUGGAAGCGGAAUGCAUAAAUACUAUGAUCAUGAGUUAUCAUGGCCCAUUGAACCCGAUUUGUACGUACAAAACAG